CUCUUCUCUUGCGCCCAAUUCUCGCAGCCUUCGGAGAGCCAACCAACAUCAGUCUCGACGUUUUCCCGCGAGAGGUGUUUGCUAAUAUCUGGAGCGGGAAGGGGGGAACCUCAGGGUAAAGUAUACUUGUGCGACAGGGCUCCUAGCUUGAUACAUUUUGCCUGAGCAGUGCUGUCGGAGCCGGGAUUCUGCCCCGGGAGGCAAGAUGCUGAAGUCCAAGACUUUCUUAAAAAAGACACGCGCGGGGGGCGUGAUGAAGAUCGUGCGCGAGCACUACUUGCGGGACGACAUCGGCUGUGGUGCGCCGGGGUGCGCGGCGUGCCGCGGUGCGCACGAGGGGCCGGUCCUUGAGCCCCAGCCCUUGGACCCACCGAGCAGCCUUUGCCCGCAGCCUCACUAUUUGCUGCCUGACACUAACGUGCUGCUGCACCAGAUUGAUGUUCUUGAGGACCCUGCCAUCAGGAAUGUAAUUGUACUACAAACAGUUAUGCAAGAAGUGAGAAAUCGGAGUGCCCCAGUAUAUAAACGAAUCCGAGAUGUGACCAAUAACCAGGAGAAGCAUUUCUAUACAUUCACUAACGAGCACCAUAGAGAAACUUAUGUAGAACAAAAACAGGGAGAAAAUUCUAAUGAUAGGAAUGAUAGAGCCAUUAGAGUAGCAGCAAAAUGGUACAAUGAACAUUUGAAGAAAAUGUCAGCAGAGAAUCAGCUGCAAGUUAUCUUCAUAACAAAUGACAGGAAAAACAAAGAGAAAGCCAUAGAAGAAGGAAUACCAGCUUUUACUUGUGAAGAAUAUGUAAAGAGCCUAACUGCUAACCCUGAUCUCAUAGAUCGUCUUGCUUGUUUGUCUGAAGAAGGGAAUGAAAUAGAAAGUGGGAAAAUCAUAUUUUCAGAGCAUCUUCCCUUAAGUAAGCUACAACAAGGCAUAAAAUCUGGCAAAUACCUUCAAGGAACAUUUAGAGCCAGCAGGGAAAAUUACUUAGAAGCUACAGUAUGGGUUCAUGGAGAUGCUGAAGAAAACAAAGAGAUAAUCAUACAAGGGCUUAAAAAUUUAAACCGAGCUAUUCAUGAAGACAUUGUGGCCGUGGAGCUUCUCUCUAAGAAUCAGUGGGUAGCACCAUCGUCUGUGGUUUUACAUGAUGAAGGUCAAAAUGAAGAUGAUGUGGAGAAGGAAGAAGAAAGAGAACUCAUUGUAUUAAACCAACUUAGGACGGCUGUAAAUGAAAAAAUGUUAAAGCCUACAGGUAGAGUUGUAGGAAUAAUAAAAAGGAAUUGGAGACCGUAUUGUGGCAUGCUUUCCAAGUCUGAUAUUAAGGAGUCAAGAAGACAUCUCUUUACACCUGCUGAAAAGAGAAUUCCUCGAAUUCGGAUAGAAACCAGACAGGCUUCUGCAUUGGAAGGACGGAGAAUUAUCGUUGCUAUUGAUGGAUGGCCCAGAAAUUCCAGAUAUCCAAAUGGACACUUCGUGAAAAAUUUAGGUGAAGUUGGAGAUAAAGAGACUGAAACAGAAGUUUUGUUGCUUGAGCAUGAUGUUCCCCAUCAGCCUUUUUCACAGGCUGUUCUUAGCUUUCUACCAAAGAUGCCCUGGAGCAUUACUGAAGAGGACAUGAAAAACCGAGAAGACCUGAGACAUCUCUGUGUUUGUAGUGUGGACCCACCAGGAUGCACUGAUAUAGAUGAUGCUCUGCAUUGUAAAGAACUUGAAAAUGGAAAUUUGGAGGUUGGUGUUCAUAUUGCUGAUGUUAGCCAUUUUAUUAGACCAGGAAAUGCUUUGGAUCAAGAAUCAGCCAGAAGGGGAACAACUGUGUAUCUUUGUGAAAAGAGGAUUGACAUGGUUCCAGAAUUGCUUAGCUCUAACUUAUGUUCCUUAAGAUGUAACGUUGACAGGUUGGCAUUUUCAUGUAUUUGGGAAAUGAAUCACAAUGCUGAUAUCUUAAAAACGAGAUUUACAAAAAGUGUCAUUAAUUCAAAGGCUUCCCUUACAUAUGCUGAAGCUCAGAUGAGAAUUGAUUCAGCAACCAUGAAUGAUGAGAUUACCAUUAGUCUCCGUGGACUGAAUAAGCUAGCUAAAAUUUUGAAAAAACGAAGAAUUGAAAAAGGGGCUUUGUCUCUUUCUUCUCCAGAAGUUCGAUUUCAUAUGGACAGUGAAACUCAUGAUCCUAUAGAUCUACAGACCAAGGAGCUUAGAGAAACAAAUUCCAUGGUGGAAGAAUUUAUGUUACUUGCCAAUAUCUCUGUUGCAAAAAAAAUUCAUGAAGAAUUUUCUGAACAUGCUCUGCUUCGAAAACAUCCUGCUCCUCCUCCAUCAAAUUAUGAAAUUCUUGUUAAGGCAGCUAAAUCCAAGAAUUUGGAAAUUAAGACUGAUACAGCCAAGUCUUUGGCUGACUCUUUGGAUCAGGCCGAGUCUCCUAUCUUCCCGUAUCUGAAUACUCUGUUAAGAAUCUUAGCUACUCGGUGCAUGAUGCAAGCUGUGUACUUCUGCUCUGGGAUGGAUAAUGAUUUUCAUCACUAUGGCUUAGCAUCCCCGAUAUACACACAUUUCACUUCACCCAUCAGGAGAUAUGCGGACAUCAUUGUUCAUCGGUUGUUGGCUGCGGCUAUUGGGGCUGACUGUACUUAUCCAGAGUUGACAGACAAACACAAGCUUGCAGAUAUAUGUAAGAAUCUCAAUUUCCGGCACAAAAUGGCUCAAUAUGCCCAACGUGCAUCAGUGGCUUUUCAUACCCAGUUAUUUUUCAAAAGCAAAGGAAUAGUAAGUGAAGAAGCCUAUAUUCUUUUUGUGAAAAAAAAUGCUAUUGUGGUGUUAAUUCCGAAGUACGGUUUAGAAGGUACGGUUUUUUUUGAAGAAAAGGACAAACCAAAGCCACGGCUUAUUUAUGAUGAUGAGAAACCUUCACUUAAAAUAGAAGACACUGUGUUCCAUAUAUUUGAUAAAGUUAAAGUGAAAAUCAUGUUGGACUCAUCAAAUCUUCAGCAUCAGAAAAUUCGAAUGUCCCUGGUGGAACCACAGAUACCAGGAAUAAGUGUCCCCACUGAUACUUCAAACAUGGACAUUAAUGAACCAGAGAAAAAGAAGAAGAAGAUUGAAAAAUAGCUACAGUCAAGAAAAAAACCUCAAGGACUGGUUUCCUUAAAAAAACAAAACAAAAACCUUAAGAGGACAUUUUUAAACCUAAAGAGUGUGUGAAAGUUUAUUACUUUCUUAAGUGCAUUUUAAUAAUUUAAAAAAUUUGCAUUUUUUAAUUUUUUUAUAUUUUGAAUAUUCUAUUACAGUUGACCCAAUUUUUCCCCCUCUGCCCUCCCCUCCACCCAGCACUACCCACUCCGUCAGGCAGUCCCAACAUUGUUCAUGUCCAUGGGUCAUGUGUCUAGGUUCUUUGGCUGCCCCAUUUCCUGUA
Molecule: messenger RNA, 3398 nt
Organism: Pteronotus mesoamericanus
Lineage: Eukaryota; Metazoa; Chordata; Mammalia; Chiroptera; Mormoopidae
Gene: DIS3
Product: DIS3 homolog, exosome endoribonuclease and 3'-5' exoribonuclease
Exons: 21
Coding region: 206-3094 (962 amino acids)
Biological process (GO): rRNA catabolic process
Cellular component (GO): cytoplasmic exosome (RNase complex); nuclear exosome (RNase complex)
Molecular function (GO): 3'-5'-RNA exonuclease activity; RNA binding; endonuclease activity
Source: RefSeq, a predicted model, not a curated record